AAGCAGUUGACGUCAUACGCCUCUGCGUCUAUUUUUAGGAUGCUUUUUCUGAGCUAGUCUAAGGCUGGAGGCGCCAUCUUGAAAGACGAAAUUUGUUCAGAAAAAAGGCCUAAAGGUUAAAAGCAGCAAGAUGUUGUACCUGGAGGACUACCUGGAGAUGAUCGAGCAGCUUCCCAUGGACCUCCGCGACAGGUUUACGGAAAUGAGGGAGAUGGACCUGCAGGUUCAGAACGCCACAGAUCAGCUGGAGCAGAAGGUGACGGAGUUUUUCAUUAACGCUAAGAAGAACAAACCUGAGUGGAGAGAGGAGCAGAUGGAGAUCAUCAAAAAGGAUUAUUACAAAGCUUUGGAAGAUGCUGACGAGAAGGUCCAGCUGGCCAAUCAGAUUUAUGAUCUGGUGGACCGGCACCUGCGGAAACUGGACCAGGAGCUGGCCAAGUUUAAGAUGGAGCUGGAGGCGGACAAUGCCGGCAUCACGGAGAUCCUGGAGAGAAGAUCUCUAGAGAUGGACAGCCCGUCUCAGCCCAUCAACAACCAUCAUGUCCACUCCCACAGCAGCUCUGAGAAGAGGAAGUACAGCGCUCCGACCCACCACACCACAGAACACGUUCCAGAGAAGAAGUUCAAGUCUGAAGCUCUACUGUCCACCCUCACUUCAGACGCCUCCAAGGAGAACACACCAGGCUGCCGUACCAACAGCACGCCUUCGUCCACCAACAACGCGUACAGCGUCAACUCCUCCCAGUCUCUGGCCUCCUACAGCCUGAGCUCUCUACCUGCGGGGCCCGGUGCCGGAGCCGGGGCCAUCACCAUGGCUGCUGCUCAGGCCGUCCAGGCCACGGCUCAGAUGAAGGAGGGCAGACGGACCUCCAGCCUCAAAGCGAGCUACGAGGCCAUCAAAAACAACGACUUCCAGCUGGGCCGGGAAUUCUCCCUGUCCCGGGAUAACACGGGAUUCUCUUCCUCGGCUCUCGCCUCCACACUCAGCCAGACCCUCACCCCCACCACCGCCUCCGACUCCAGGGGCCGCAAGUCCAAGAGCAGCAUCAAGUCUUCCAAUCACCAGUCGUCCUCCUCAUCCUCCUCUUCGUCCCUGUCUUCCUGCUCCUCCUCAUCGGCGCUGGCUCAGGAGCUUUCCCAGCAAGCGGCGGUUCUGCCUGAAGCUGACGCCAACAACCAGGUGGACUGGACCUAUGACCCUAACGAGCCCCGUUACUGCAUCUGUAACCAGGUUUCUUACGGAGAGAUGGUCGGCUGUGACAACACGGAUUGUCCCAUAGAGUGGUUCCACUACGGCUGCGUGGGCCUGACCGAGGCGCCCAAAGGGAAAUGGUUCUGUCCACAGUGCACGGCUGCCAUGAAGAGGAGGGGAAGCCGCCACAAAUAGACCAUCAGAGGUCAGAGGUCAACAACCAGAACCAUCUAAAGCUUCACCUCCUCCUCUUCAUUCUGUUUAAGUUCUUCCUUCAGUUUGGAUCACAUCCUGUACAGUUAGGUCAGAAAUAUUCAUACCCCUGGCAGAUUUAACCAAGACGUUGGCUCCCGAGAGCAGAUCCGAGUCAGAACUCUGGUUGGGUCAGUCAGAACAUACGUGCUGGUCAAAACUUGAACUCUGAGCUGAAACAGACGAAGAGCUUUCUGAUGUUACCAUGUCCUCUUAAUCAUCUCAGUUCUUCUGCAUCCAGAUGUUCCUGAUGUGUCCAAGUAUGAUUUAAUGUGUGUGUGUGUGUGUGUGUGUGUGUGUGUGUGAAGGCUUCAGACUGUUUAACCAGAGCUGUGACAUCAUCAGUGAUCGGUCCAGGUUUCCUCUCUGAACCUCCUGCUCUUUGUCUCAGCUCCGGUUUUUCUUCCUCCGCAGCUUGAAGCGUUUCAUCCGACGCUCUGAAGAGUCCAGGAACUGAAAUCAUUUCCCAUCAGGCCGAGCUCCCCUCUCUCCAACUACAAAAACUACAAACCCUGCUGGACUACAUCAAUGGAAGCCUGUGUAGUUCAUAUGGACAGUGCUAUGUUUUUCUGAAUGUACAGCACCUCAGCAGGUGUGUGUGUGUGUGUGUGUGUGUGUGUGUGUGUGUGUGUGUGGAGGGUAAAUAAACGGAGGAUGUUUUCUAA
This is a messenger RNA of Girardinichthys multiradiatus, 2109 nucleotides long. RefSeq names its product inhibitor of growth family, member 3 (gene ing3). Lineage: Eukaryota; Metazoa; Chordata; Actinopteri; Cyprinodontiformes; Goodeidae. The transcript has 12 exons. Bases 131 to 1387 code for a protein of 418 amino acids. Gene Ontology annotation, biological process: regulation of DNA-templated transcription. The record is from RefSeq and is a predicted model, not a curated record. Gene Ontology annotation, cellular component: NuA4 histone acetyltransferase complex.